AUGGAAUCGUGGCACUUUCUGUUGGUGCCGGAGUCUACCAGCUGGUAUUAUAUGGUAAACCUCUACAGGGACCUGGGUUUUACUGGUGGGAUUGCGAUCAUUCUUAGUGUGACAUAUGACUGUUGCCACAGCCGGAACUUUGUUGUGGCCAUAAUCAUGGAUUGUGUUGGUCAUAUUUGGCUGCUAGCAAUUGGCCUUUCCAGCUGUAUGAUCUCCCUCUCCCUGAAAGCACAAUGGAAGCUUGCCCAGUUUCAGACCAUACACCUCACACGAGGAAUGCUCUUGUACUUCAUCUGCUUCUACGCUUGCGGAAUUGAUGCCACGUCAUAUGUCUAUUGCAGGGGAAUGCGCAAAGCGCGUGAUAAGGCGAAAGCGCGGGAACAAAGGCGCUAUAAAUGCGCGAAGCGCGGGAAAGUCGCGCGUCGAAAAGCGGAACUGGGUGAAAGCGAUAUGGCCACUAGAGCUAACUGCUACUAG
Molecule: messenger RNA, 477 nt
Organism: Suillus subalutaceus
Lineage: Eukaryota; Fungi; Basidiomycota; Agaricomycetes; Boletales; Suillaceae
Exons: 7
Coding region: 1-477 (158 amino acids)
Source: RefSeq, a predicted model, not a curated record